This is a messenger RNA of Drosophila serrata, 2407 nucleotides long. RefSeq names its product ADP-dependent glucokinase. The record is from RefSeq and is a predicted model, not a curated record. NCBI's taxonomy places the organism in Eukaryota, Metazoa, Arthropoda, Insecta, Diptera, Drosophilidae. Gene Ontology annotation, biological process: glucose metabolic process. Gene Ontology annotation, cellular component: endoplasmic reticulum. Gene Ontology annotation, molecular function: ADP-specific glucokinase activity.
AACCUAUAAAUACAAGUGCACGCCGCUUUUUUUCUUUUUUGAAAUGUUGACGACGCCCAAGAUGACGGUCCUGCGCUAUAUGGGAUGGUUGACCGGCUGCUCCGUUUUCACGGCCUUCGUGUCCAUCAUUUGGCAGGCGUUCAUCUCACUCCAGGCGCUCAACAGGACGACGGUCUUGCUCACCGGUCUGCUGGCCAUUGAAGGGUCCUUGAAACGGUCUACCGUGCAGCCGGCGCCAAAGGUGGCCAUUGGCUACGGGGCCUGCACCGACCUCCAGAUAAACGCCACAGAAUUCCUGGAGCGCUACUAUGGCCGCCGCAUUCCCGCGACCACUGCCGGCUCCCGAGAGAUUGUCAACAACGAGGACGAGCUGCUGCAAUCCUUCGCCUACUAUUUCCAGAACGGAGCUGCUGCGGAACGGGUAAUGGCAAAUGGUACGCUCUUCAAGCAGCUCGUGGGGUACGCAAAACAAAUGGGGAAAGAGACUAGUGGGAUUCAAUGGUUCAUGGGCGGCAAUGCACCGCUGAUGGCCGUGCGGUUCUUUAUGGAGGGAGCCGACGUCCUUCUAGGUGCCCACAUGUCAAAGAAAUUGCGCCCGCUGCUGCCCAAGGAGAUUAGGCUGGCUGGUGACGAGAUCCCUGACGAUGAUAUACAUCUGAUACUGGAGUACAAGGCAGGCGACACCUGGGGCUCCUAUGUGGCACCUCGGGCCAAUCGCUACAUUCUGCACAGCGACCGGAACAAUCCGCACCUCAGAGCCCUGGAGCAGCUAACUGACGCCCUGAAGGUCUAUCAUCCGCAGUUGUUAGUGGUUAGUGGGCUGCAAAUGAUGGACAUGUUCACGUUUAAUCCCGGUGAACGCGAGGCGCGUCUAGAGCAAGUACAACGGCAACUAACCAGCCAGCCUCUGGACACUCUUAACCACUUCGAGAUGGCCUCCUACGUAGAGCUUCGGCUGCUGCAGCAACUGCGACACUUUGUCCUGCCCUACGUGGACUCCUUGGGCAUGAACGAGCAGGAGCUGGCCAACCUCCAGCAGGUGCUGGCCCACGGGCGCACCGUGCUGGCAACUGAUUGGAAUCCGCGGAUUGCCCACACCCUUGACCAGAUGCGGGAGGUAUUUAUCAGUCUGCUUGAGGACUUCGACGAGCAAAGCAGAGCUGAUCCCAGAAGGCGACGCAUAUCACGGAUUCACGUGCACACACUAGCCUAUCAGGCAAUUCUUACCACAGCCGGCUCCCAGUGGAAAAACACGAGGGCAGCGGCAGCCAAAGCAGCCCUCACCGCUCACCGCUACGUCUGCAAAUCACAAUUUAUAAAUCCGGAGGCAGUUCUGCAGGUGUUGGACGACAGUUUUGCCACCUCAGCGCAGGAGGACGCUCCUCGGAUGAGAAUAGGCGCUGCCAGUCCGGUGCCAUGUUGGCGGGAGUACAUUGAGUACGGCCGCCAGCGGCAGCGUCUUGAGGUCGAGAUCUGUGUAGCGCCAGUGCUGGUUUGCCGCGAGGCCAGAAAGACGGCAGGCGCAGGCGACAACAUCUCCGCCUCCGGUCUGGCGGCGCAGUUGUAGACACAGUUGUCGGCGGCGGGGCCACAAGACUGCUUAGUAUUACUAGAAACCUGCUGCAAUCCAAGACUCGAAUAGAAGGCCAGGAUGUAAACCCACUCCCGAAGGAUGGACUCGACAUUCUUAGCACCUUUAGUGACCUUAGAAACGCGUUACCUUCUAGCUCAGAAAUUUGACGAAAUGCUCAACAACGACUCCCAUGACCCAAGACAUAUCCAGAUGAGUUUCAGCCCUGAUCCACUCAUCGUCAUAUAUGUACGUAUUAUUCCCAACGCAACAGCAUCGAAAUUCCGAAAAAAACGAAUGCAACCUAGUCCUUUGUUAAACACUCAUUCUUUAUAUGUUAUGUACUUCGGAACGUCAUUCCAACCUAUUUAACAAAAUAUUUUCGCGCAAUCAAGAGACAUUUGUGAAUGUAUGUCUCACUGUAUGUAUUUUUAGAAAAUCUAGGGUGUAUUCGAAAACCUACUUGAAAUAGGCUUAAAGACUUGAUUAUUGGCGGCCUUGCUUUUGGUAAUUAAUAUAUUAACUUGAUUAGGGUACAAAUUUAGGUAUUACCCCAAAUAUGCACAUAAAUAUUUGUAUGUACAUUUGUUUUGUCCUAAAGAAAUUUCCUUAAAUUACCAUUUCUAAAUUUUAAGACUAUCCUCGCAAUUUGUUUUUCGCACUUGAUUUUAUGAUUUAAACAAAACUACAUUUGUAUGUGUUGCCUUUCCCUAACCGUAACAUAGAUGUCUAUAUGCCUACCUACAUAUAUUUUUCUACAAUUAAGUAUACGCAUAUACAUAUCUAUGUACUUACAAACUGGCAGAUGUAGAAUAAAUUCCUGUUGAAAGCUUCAAA